UUAUCUCUAAUCCAAACAAAAUGCAUUCCUCGACGACGUGGCAAAUAGGAGCCUUUUCCACCAUAUUUGUGCUACUCCUGAAUGUUGCCUCAACCCAAAUUGUUUCCCAAGAAGUGCCUAAGCCAUGGUAUGAAAAUCUACCAGCUGUGGCAAUGGAUUAUAAGGUCCACAUAGAUGCCGGAAAAGAAGACUGCUAUCAUCAAUAUGUCCAGCCGGGAGCUACUUUCUAUGUUUCGUUUAGUGUGGUACGUGGUGGCGAUGGAAUGGCCGGUUUUGCUGUACGCAAUCCAGCUGGCACCAUUGUAAAACCCUAUCAAUGGCAAGCUACGGCUGAUUAUACGGAUCAAGUAUCACCUGGUGGUUAUUAUUCCGUCUGCAUUGACAAUCAAUUCUCCCGUUUUGCCGGCAAGUUGGUCAAUAUUUAUAUUACGGUAGUGAAAUAUGAUGCCUGGGAUAAAUAUGCUAAGGAAAUUGAAGCGCUGCAACUUAAUAUGGAAAAUUUCACUACCACAAUUGGCACAGUGGAGAGAAACAUUAAUGAUAUGUUGGCCUAUCAAUAUCACAGCAGAAAUCGUGAAGCUCGUGAUUAUGCCUUAAUCCAAGACAAUUAUAGUUAUGUACAAACUUUUUCGAUAUGUCAAAUUUUGGUUAUUGUUAUAACAUGUUCCGUCCAGGUCUUCUUUGUUCGUAAAUUAUUUAAUGUUAAGGAUAACUCAUCCAGAAGUCGCAUAUAAAU
Molecule: messenger RNA, 736 nt
Organism: Musca vetustissima
Lineage: Eukaryota; Metazoa; Arthropoda; Insecta; Diptera; Muscidae
Gene: loj
Product: transmembrane emp24 domain-containing protein 6
Exons: 5
Coding region: 21-734 (237 amino acids)
Biological process (GO): endoplasmic reticulum to Golgi vesicle-mediated transport; Golgi organization; intracellular protein transport
Cellular component (GO): COPII-coated ER to Golgi transport vesicle; endoplasmic reticulum; Golgi apparatus
Source: RefSeq, a predicted model, not a curated record